AUGGGGCUGUUCGCAUUCUUAUUAUCCUUCCUCACCCUGUCUAUUCUCACAACUCCUGCGUUGGCGCAUAUCUCGAUCGCGCCCUCGAACGACACCAGCGAUCUGGCCUGGACCAGCUCCGCGAACUUCCGCCUCCACAGCUCUAAGCCACUCAGUGACCAGAGCCUCGCCCCAUUGACGCAUUACCUCGUCAAUUUAUCUUCCACCCAGGCCCAGGCACUGAAUCUCCAAGGCCGACUGGUCCGAGUCACCGCCACUAACUCACUGAGUAUCAACAACACUGACAUCGCGGCCAUCCCCUGCGACAAUUCUCCCGCCGACUAUCCGGGAGAGUUGGGUGUUGAUCAAACCGUCCAGAGUGUGAUCACGGCGGCUCACCCACCAGCGGCGGUCAUUCUCUACAGCACCUCGGCCUCGCAUUGCAACUUGACCACCGACGAUCAAGCCGAGGCCUAUCGCUUCAUCUUUACUCUUCGGGACUUUCACGCCGUCGGCUAUCUAGAUCAACUCCUUCACACCUUCUCCGACCAGAAGGUGCAGAUCCAAGCCAACAUGUCCUCCUUCACAACGAGUACCACGUCCAACGUCGAUAGCAGUGGCGGCAGCAGCGGCGGCGGCGGCAGCAGUAGCGGAGGCGGGUCCACCAAUAGCCCCAACACAGCGAUGAUCAUCCUCUACAGCAUCACGGGCAUCAUCACCGCCUUGUUCCUGGGUAUCAUUAUCACGGGCGCUGUUCGAGCUCACCGUCACCCCGAGCGGUACGGGCCUCGCAGAGUUGCGGGUCGUCCCCGGCAAAGUCGCGCCAGGGGCAUCGCGCAAGCGAUGCUGGACACGAUCCCUGUCGUCAAGUUUGGCGACUCGAAUGAGGUUGAUGCUGCGAAGCGUGAUGUGGAGAUGGCGAAUGCGGAGGAUCAUCCUACCCACUCGCCUUCCCGCUCGCCUUCCCGCUCGGAGAACGUGUCCGAAAUCCAACCCACGUCCCCCCCUGGCACCAACCUCUCGUCAACUCACUCUGAGGGGAUUGAACAUUCCCCCCGGGAUACCGCGACCGAGUCUAGCCCUGCGGCGACACCGGACAGCGGCAACUUCUCCUGUCCCAUCUGUACGGAUGACUUUGUCAUCGGACAGGACUUGCGAGUUCUGCCAUGCAAUCACCAAUUCCACCCUGAAUGUAUCGAUCCUUGGCUCGUGAAUGUCUCGGGCACAUGCCCUCUUUGCCGCAUUGACCUAAAUCCGCCCAAGCCGGAGGAGAAUGCCGAACCUGGGGCGGAGAAUGCCGAUGGGCAAACUACGGAGCCGCCAGCCGACGGCAGCAAUGGCCCCGCUGCCGCGGCAGGCGCGCAACAGAACCGACAUUCACGUCGUCUCUCAAACUAUUUGCACGGUCCUCUCAACGCUCGAAGAAUGCGCAAUGCUACCGUGGAAGAACGUCUGGAUGCCCUGCGUCGCGUUCGAGAAGCCAACCAAGGUGGAGCCACCGCCGAUCUUGACUCCUCUCAACGCAAUCGAAAUCGACUGUCAACUCGUUUGCGCGAACGAUUCCGCAUACGCACCCAUUCACAUGGGGUUGACAACCCCGUCCAGGAGGGGGGUGAGCUCGAACCACCCACCGAACCUCCCGCUGCGCACACUACCCAUUAA
Messenger RNA from Penicillium diatomitis, 1641 nucleotides. Its product is annotated as RING-H2 finger protein. The record is from RefSeq and is a predicted model, not a curated record. Bases 1 to 1641 code for a protein of 546 amino acids. Lineage: Eukaryota; Fungi; Ascomycota; Eurotiomycetes; Eurotiales; Aspergillaceae. The transcript has 4 exons.